This is a messenger RNA of Rosa rugosa (rugosa rose), 686 nucleotides long. RefSeq names its product cell wall / vacuolar inhibitor of fructosidase 1-like. The transcript has a single exon. Gene Ontology annotation, molecular function: enzyme inhibitor activity. Lineage: Eukaryota; Viridiplantae; Streptophyta; Magnoliopsida; Rosales; Rosaceae. The coding region runs from base 44 to 550 and encodes 168 amino acids. Gene Ontology annotation, biological process: negative regulation of catalytic activity. The record is from RefSeq and is a predicted model, not a curated record.
CAUUCAGAGCCUCCACCAAAAUUAUCAAUCCUUCGUCCUAAAAAUGAAGAAUUUGAUGUGCUUAGCGGCAGUACUCAUAUUUUUCAUUCAAACUGCAAUUUUGCCAACCGAAGCAAAUAUCAUUGCCCAAACAUGUUCAAAAACACCAAACCCUCCGGUGUGUCUCUCGUCUCUCAAAUCCCACCCUCGGAGCGCCCAAGCAGAUAUAUAUGGCUUAGCUGUCAUAAUGAUCGAUGUGGUAAAGGCAAAGUCCACAACGACUCUGAACCAAAUCAACCAAUUGCUUAAGCAAAGCCCAGGAGAUAAAGCCUUGAGAGAUUGUGCUGACAAUUACAAAGGAGUUGUAGAAAUUGAUAUCCCAGAGGCCUAUCAGGCAAUCAAGGCGGGGAGAGCUAUGUUUGCAUUGCAAAGCAUGAAUGACGCUGUGAUUGAGGCCAAUGAAUGCGAACGCAACUUUGCACGCAGCAAAUCUCAUCCUCUGACAAAAUUGAAUAAAGAUGCGGCAGAUGUUGCUAGUGUGGCUGCAGCAAUUAUUGAUGCAUUUCCUUGAUUCAUAAGUACUUGUUGCUGUUGCAUGUUGUUUAAUUUUUAACCAUACUACCUUGACAUCAAUAAAAUUGGUUUAAUAACGGAAAUAUUUGUUCUCUUUUAUAGGAUUGUCUUCUUGAUUGCUUGCCCAUCUGAAA